CGUAAUAUAUAUAGGCAAUCGACAUUGCUGGAGCAAAUUAUCUUCUACAACGAGUCACGACCUAGCAAGAGAAAUGAGUAGGCCUUCUGUAAGACUGCAGCUUACUAAGCUUGUUUUUUACCAUAUUCUACUUUGGCAACUUGGACACUGGCCUCAAUCCAAAUUCUACUGUAGAGCCUACGUGGCUCCACUGCCACCAGAUGAAGUGUCUGUUCUUCAAGCCAUUACGAGGGACUUAGAAUUCAAGCAACAAUCAACCAUUACAAACAACAUAUGUGAUGGAACAUUUUAUGCUUUUACAAUCAGUUGCAAUUGCAAUGACGAGAAUCAAUGCCGCAUCUCUAAAAUUGAAAUAAACAACCUUGGUUUAACUGGAACUAUUCAUGAAACUGUGGGUUAUCUUAGCCAUCUAACGUCCCUCUCUCUAGCCAACAACAAACUUCAUGGCAGCAUACCUGAUACAUUGGGGAAUUUGAUGGAUCUCAAAUACCUGGAUCUAUCGUUCAAUCAACUCAGUGGUCUAAUACCAGCAAGCUUAGGGAACUUGGUUUCUCUUAAACAACUAUAUCUGAAUGACAACUUGCUUAACGGAGGUAUACCACGAAAAUUUGGUUUAUUGAAAAAUCUUACUGAAAUGGCUAUGCAGUUUAAUAUGCUUUCAGGCUCAAUUCCUGAGGAUUUUGGUUAUCUUUCGAGUCUUUCAUAUAUGGAUCUGUCUGAGAAUCAGCUCUCUGGUCCUCUUCCAGAAAGCCUCGGAAGCUUGACAUCACUCACAGUAUUCGCUGUGUGUGGCAAUUAUUUCAGUGAGAACUUUCCAAAAAGUUAUGGCCAGCUCACAAGCCUGGAAUACUUUUCAAUAGCCGGGAAUUACAUUUCUGGUCCCUUUCCAGCUGAAGCCAUAGCCAAGUGGACUAAUAUCAAUUUCCUACAAUUUUUUUACACGGCAUGCAGGUCUCUCAUGGGAAACUAUUUCGAAGGACCGGUGAGGGAAGAAAUAUUCAGUUUGCCAAACCUUCAGUAUCUGAGGAUAAGCGACGUGGCACCAAAUCCUAGCUUCAAAUUACCACAAAAGAUCGCCAACAGUGCUAAUUUCAUUUCUCUACUGAGGAACUGCUCAAUCACCGGCACAAUCCCCAAAUACAUUAGUGAAGAAAUGACAUCUCUAAGCUACCUAGACUUGAGCUUCAAUUAUUUAACCGGUGGCCUCCCUCAUUAUAUGCAAUCAGAUAUGAUUUACAUGUCUUUUUCUGGAAAUAUGCUUAACGGAACAAUCCCACGUUGGAUAUUUCGGGCCUUCCAAACUAAGAUGGAUCUUUCGUUUAACAAUUUUUCAGCAGUAGACACCGCAGUACCAAGCAACCUACAACUGAACUUGUUUGCCUGCUGCCGCAACUCCCCGACCUCUUUACCAUAUAUGAUGGAUCCGUUUGAAAUGAAGAACACAUACUGUCCUCGAAACAAACCAAAGUACCAUUCCUUGUUUAUUAAUUGUGGUGGUGAAAGGACAACUGUUGGUGGGAAUAUAUAUGAUCAAGAUAAUGACACAUCCCUCUUUUACACAAGUCCAAAGAAAAACUGGGCUUACAGCCUUUCCGGAGACUAUGGUGUAAAAAAAGGUAAUGCUAGUGAUUACAUCAAGAGCACGACACGUGGAGUUUCCAUUACUGAGGCACCUUUGUACGAAAAAGCUCGUCUGUCUCCAUUAUCUCUCAAGUAUUAUGCUUUUUGUCUACGUAAAGGUAGAUAUAAUGUUACGCUUCAUUUUCAUGAAAUUAUAUACACCGAUGAUGUAGACUAUACUAGUCUAAGAAGACGCUCAUUUGAUGUAUAUAUUCAGAGAAACAGGACAUUCAAUGAUUUCAACAUUAGAGACAAGGAGGGAAGUGGAGAAAAACCAAUAACUGUAAGUCAUUCAGCUGAGGUUGUACAUGAUGGUGGCCUGUUAGAGAUCCACUUGUACUGGUCUGGAAAGGGACAGAGCGUGACGCACCUACUUUUAAUGGACCUUUAAUAUCAGCUAUUUCUGUGAAUCCUGAGUUCGUAAUUAGUCCCGAUAAAUAUAUACGUCUUGCAUUGAUUACGAUUGCAUCCGUCAUUGCUGCUCUGCUGCUCUUAUUGGCUUUUGCUUGGAGGAUGGGCUGGCUGUCAAUCAAAAAGGAGCCCA
This is a messenger RNA of Pyrus x bretschneideri (Chinese white pear), 2164 nucleotides long. RefSeq names its product probable LRR receptor-like serine/threonine-protein kinase At1g53420. The transcript is spliced from 21 exons. Gene Ontology annotation, molecular function: protein binding. The record is from RefSeq and is a predicted model, not a curated record. NCBI's taxonomy places the organism in Eukaryota, Viridiplantae, Streptophyta, Magnoliopsida, Rosales, Rosaceae. Bases 74 to 2011 code for a protein of 645 amino acids.